UAUCAAACAUGCACGACAAAAACUGGGCUAAACCCAGAAUUAAAUUUGCAUUUCGCAUCUGAUCCUGAAGUGAAGAAGAGGAUGAACGCCGUUGCUAGGCAACACAAGCGUAAUCCCCACACCGCAAGGAAAUCACAGUCAGAUGUUUCAUUAGCUAACGUUAGCUAGCUUGAUACCCUUCGUUCACCUUACGUAUUCAUGCUAUUCCUUCCAGGUUCUUUGACAGCGAAGAGGUGUCUUUUCUUUUCGUAUCUGUUGGUUCACUGUUAGCUAGCCAGCCAGCUAAGCUAAUUCCAGCUAGAAAAGUAGUUAACGUUAGCUAACGUAGCUAAUUUCCCACUAACGUUAGCUAGUGUUGUUAUAGCUAUAAUCAAUGUAUCCAUACUGAACAGUGACAUAAUGCAAGAGUAACUGCUGUGCCGUCAUGGUAAGUCUUACAAGUUAGCCUACUAGCUGCGUACUUGUUGGUUAGCUAAAAGUCUUGCUAUGUAGUUAACGUUAACUAGUUAGCUUUCUAGCUUAAUCAAUGUAGCUAGCAAGCUACUUAGCCAGCUACAAAAGUAUAUUUCACCUAUCUGUGAUAGGUGACGAGGUUCAUUUUAAAGUAAUGGCAGUAAGCUAGUUUGACAAAGGAUAACGGCUAUAGCUACACUACAUCUAUUAAAACAUGACUGUCUAUCUGACCAAAUAUGCAAAUAUUGUAUGAUUUCCGCUUUAGUAAACAAAUUGCCAGCUGUCAUGUCCACAAUAAGGAUUCUCUUCCUUGUCACAUCCAUCCAGAUUCUGUCCCGGGUGAAGCCAGCAGUAGGUGGAGAGGCUGCAGCAAGUGUCAGUGAGAAGAAGAAGAAAAACAAAGCCAAGAAGAGCCCUCGCCUGGAGGAAUACCUCAACCAGAGAGACUACCUUGGGGCCCAAACUCUGUUAGAGGUAGCUAGAUAGGAACUCAUGUAGCUAGCUGUCAUGUGCAAUCAGCAAAUGAAUGAUGAGCAACUCUGUAAUAAAUGUGACUCAAGAUAUCAUGUGAUCUGUGAAAGUCCUGUGUCCUCUCAACAUUCUCCUUCCUCAGUCUUGACAUUGCUCUGUCUAUAAGGUCUUUCCGUUUCCCUGUGUGUGAGAGCGAGAGGAGAGCGAGAGCACUGUGUCCUAUUGUUGUGUGUUGCUUUGUCUUCUUUCAGUUUCAGCGAGAUGUUGGAGAAAAAGAGGAGCAUGCAGACCUUUGGAUUGGCUACUGUGCCUUUCACUUGGGUGAUUACAAGAGAGCAAUGGAGGUGUGUGUGUUCAGUUAAAUUCAUUCUUGUCUGAAAAAAAGCAAUUUUUACAAUGCUCUAUGUGACACAUAUGUCAAUUUAUUUCCAUGACAGGAGUACAGGACAUUGACACUCCGGUUAGAAGAACCAGGGGAGGUGUGGGUGUAUCUGGCCUGCACUUUGUUUUUCCUGGGGCUCUACAGAGAGGCAGAGGAGGCUGCAAACAAGGGUGAAUAUUAAGCUAAAAUAUUUUAGAAUUGUUCAGUUUUUCAUCCUCCUGCUUCUUACCGUAGUCGAUAAGGUAUUCCCCCCUUUUUCCUUUAGCUCCAAAGUGUGCACUUCAGAAUCGCCUGCUCUUCCACCUGGCUCAUAAGGUCAGAACUGUUCCUUUUCUGUAUUCGUUAAUAUGUUAAUGUGUGUUUCUCAUCACUCUUUAUUUUUUGCUUCUGUACAGUUGCUAGUGCUGAGCGAUUAGGGCUUUUUGAGGUCGUUUCGUUUAAAUUAUAAAAAAAUAAUCAUGGUUAAAUGCACUAUGCAUUAUGUGGGUUUUAAUGCUGUAAGGACACAGAACAAAACAAUUAGUAAAAGUCCCAUGAUGGUAGUGGCUGCCCAUUACUGCUUAUCAAUUAUUAACCAUAAUUUUUUCAAAUUACUUUAAUAACAUAUUUCAGUUGUUGUGUAUAUUUGUUUGAGGCCUAUUUGAUGACUUUAUUAUUUAAUUCCAAGUCAUCAUCUCAUCUCUAUAGAGCUGCUGCCUAUACUGUCUGACAAAAAUUAUUUUAGUAGUUCUUCAAAGUAAAUAAGGUAUACUUUUAUGACUGCUGAAUACCAACUAUCAAUCAUAGAUCAUGUAUUUUCAGGUACAGAUAACUCACGAAGCAACUGCUCUCUAUCCCUCUCGAUCACACGUUCUUCUCUCUUCUCUCGGUCUCAGACCGGACAAGUAGGCGCGCAAUGGAUUAUGGUCAUUGUAGUUAAUUACCACGUUUUCUGUACUAAACUAUGUAGAAUAUUGGCCUUUUGGAAACUACAACUCCCUACUACAUCAUACAGUUCGGGCUUGAUCUGAGUUAUCUCUAGAGAAACUGCGCAUUGCGCACAAUGGAAUUCAAAUAAUUGAACCGACAUCAGUCAAUUAGUUGUUUAAAAACUGAAAAAUAACCGACAUUUCGGUUAAUCACUCAGCACUAACAGUUGCAUAAAAUCAUGUUUUACACAAUCCCCAAGUCCCAAUACUUUUAUUACCAAAUACCACGGGGGGACAGUAUGAAAAAUAAAAUAGAAAUCAUGUAUGCACUCACUAACUGUAAGUCGCUCCGCAUAAGAGCGUCUGCUAAAUAACUAAAAUGUAAAUGUAAAUGUCGAUGUAAUUAGGAUCCCCAUUAGCUGUUGCAAAAGCAGCAGCUACUCUUCCUGGGGUCCACACAAAACAUGAAACAUGACAUAAUACAGAACAUUAAUAGACAAGAACUGCUCAAGGACAGAACUACAUAAAAAAUAUAAACAACAAAUUAAAAAAGGCACACGUAGCCUACAUAUCAAUACCUACACACAAACUAUCUAGGUCAAAUAGGGGAGAGGCAUUGUGCCAUGAGGUGUCGCUUUAUCUGUUUUUUGAAAGCAGGUUUGCUGUUCAUUUGAGCAAUAUGAGAUGGAACAGAGUUCCAUGCAAUAAUGGCGCUAUAUAAUACUGUACGCUUUCUUGAAUUUGUUCUGGAUUUGGGGACUGUGAAAAGACCCGUGGUGGCAUGUCUGGUGGGGUAAGUGGUGUGUGUCAGAGCUGUGUGUAAGUUUACUAUACAAACAAUUUGGAAUUUUCAACACAUUAAUGUUUCUUAUAAAAAUAAGAAGUGAUGCAGUCAGUCAGUCUCUCCUCAACUCUUAGCCAAGAGAGACUGGCAUGCAUAGUAUUUAUAUCAGUCCUCUGAUUACAAUGAAGAGCAAGAAGUGCCGCUCUGUUCUGGGCCAGCUGCAGCUUAACUAGGUAUUUCCUUGCAGCACUCGACCACACGACUGGACAAUAAUCAAGAUAAGACAAAACUAGAUCCUGCAGGACUUGCUUUUUGAAGUGUGGUGUCAAAAAAGUAGAGCAUCUAUUUAUUACAGACAGAACUCUCCCCAUCUUUACAACCAUUGAAUCUAUAUGUUUUGACCAUGAUAGUUUACAGUCUAAGGUAACGUCAAGUAAUUGAGUCUCCUCAACUUCUUCAACAGUCACACCAUUCAUACCAGAUUCAUCUGAGGUCUAGAACUUAGGGAAUUAUUUGUUUUAGAGAUGUUCAGGACCAGUUUAUUACUGGCCACCCAUUCCAAAACAGACUGCAACUCUUUGUUAAGGGUUUCAGUGACUUCAUUACCUGUGGUUGCUGAUGUGUAUAUGGUUGAAUCAUCAGCAUACAUGGACACACAUGCUUUGUUUAAUGCCGUGGCAGGUCAUUGGUAAAAAUAGAAAAGAGUAGAGGGCCUAGAGAGCUGCCCUGCGGUACACCACACUUUACAUGUUUGACAUUAGAGAAGCUUGCAUUAAAGAAAGCCACUUGACUUCUAUUAGAUAGAUAGCUCUGAAUCCACAAUAUGGCAGAGGUUGAAAAGCCAUAACACAUACGUUUUUUCAACAACAGGUUAUGGUCAGGCACCCAAAAAUGUAACAGUACAGCUCCCACAAUCUUCUUAUUAUCAAUUUAUUUCAACCAAUCAUCAGUCAUUUGUGUCAGUGCAGUACAUGUUGAGAGCCCUUCUCUAUAAGCAUGCUGAAAGUCUGUUGUUAAUUUGUUUACAGAGAAAUGGCAUUGUAUUUGGUCAAACACCAUUUUUUCCAACAGUUUGCUAGGAGCUGGUAGCAAGCUUAUAGGUCUACUGUUAGAACCACUAAAGGCCGCUUUACCACUCUUGGGUAACGGAAUUACUUUGGCUUCCCUCCAGGCCUGAGGACAAAGACUUUUCUCUAGGCUCAGAUUAAAGAUAUGAUAGAUACAGUGGAGAGAACAAGUAUUUGAUACACUGCCGAUUUUGCAGGUUUUCCUACUUACAAAGCAUGUAGAGGUCUGUAAUUUUUAUCAUAGGUACACUUCAACUGUGAGAGACGGAAUCUAAAACAAAAAUCCAGAAAAUCACAUUGUAUGAUUUUUAAGUAAUUAAUUUGCAUUUUAUUGCAUGACGUAAGUAUUUGAUCACCUACCAACCAGUAAGAAUUCCGGCUCUCACAGACCUGUUAGUUUUUCUUUUAAGAAGCCUUCCUGUUCUCCACUCAUUACCUGUAUUAACUGCACCUGUUUGAACUCGUUACCUGUAUAAAAGACACCUGUCCACACACUCAAUCAAACAGACUCCAACCUCUCCACAAUGGCCAAGACCAGAGAGCUGUGUAAGGACAUCAGGUAUAAAAUUGUAGACCUGCACAAGGCUGGGAUGGGCUACAGGACAAUAGGCAAGCAGCUUGGUGAGAAGGCAACAACUGUUGGCGCAAUUAUUAGAAAAUGGAAGAAGUUCAAGAUGACGGUCAAUCACCAUCGGUCUGGGGUUCCAUGCAAGAUCUCACCUCGUGGGGCAUCAAUGAUCAUGAGGAAGGUGAGGGAUCAGCCCAGAACUACACGGCAGGACCUGGUCAAUGACCUAAAGAGAGCUGGGACCACAGUCUCAAAGAAAACCAUUAGUAACACACUACGCCGUCACGGAUUAAAAUCCUGCAGCGCACGCAAGGUCCCCCUGCUCAAGCCAGCGCAUGUCCAGGUCCGUCUGAAGUUUGCCAAUGACCAUCUGGAUGAUCCAGAGGAGGAAUGGGAGAAGGUCAUGUGGUCUGAUGAGACAAAAAUAUAGCUUUUUGGUCUAAACUCCACUCGCCGUGUUUGGAGGAAGAAGAAGGAUGAGUACAACCCCAAGAACACCAUCCCAACCGUGAAGCAUGGAGGUGGAAACAUCAUUCUUUGGGGAUGCUUUUUUGCAAAGGGGACAGGAUGACUGCACCGUAUUGAGGGGAGGAUGGAUGGGGCCAUGUAUCGCGAGAUCUUGGCCAACAACCUCCUUCCCUCAGUAAGAGCAUUGAAGAUGGGUCGUGGCUGGGUCUUCCAGCAUGACAACGACCCGAAACACACAGCCAGGGCAACUAAGGAGUGGCUCCGUAAGAAGCAUCUCAAGGUCCUGGAGUGGCCUAGCCAGUCUCCAGACCUGAACUCAAUAGAAAAUCUUUGGAGGGAGCUGAAAGUCUGUAUUGCCCAGCGACAGCCCCGAAACCUGAAAGAUCUAGAGAAGGUCUGUAUGGAGGAGUGGGCCAAAAUCUUUGCUGCAGUGUGUGCAAACCUGGUCAAGACCUACAGGAAACGUAUGAUCUCUGUAAUUGCAAACAAAGGUUUCUGUACCAAAUAUUAAAUUCUGCUUUUCUGAUGUAUCAAAUACUUAUGUCAUGCAAUAAAAUGCAAAUUAAUUACUUAAAAAUCAUACAAUGUGAUUUUCUGGAUUUUUGUUUUAGAUUCCGUCUCUCACAGUUGAAGUGUACCUAUGAUAAAAAUUACAGACCUCUACAUGCUUUGUAAGUAGGAAAACCUGCAAAAUCGGCAGUGUAUCAAAUACUUGUUCUCCCCACUGUAGGAGUGGCUAUAGAGUCAGCUACCAUCCUCAGUAGCAUUCCAUCUAAGUUGUCAAUGCCAGGCGUUUGUCAUUAUUGAUCGAUAACAAUAAUUUUUCCACCUCUCCCACACUAACUUUAGAAAAUUCAAACUUGCAAUGCUUUUCUUUCAUUAUUUGUUUUUUAAUGCAUGAAUACGAUGGCUCACUGUUCGUUGUUGGCAUUUCCUGCCUAAGUUUGCCCACUUUGCCAUUGAAGUAAACAUUAAAAUAAUUGGCAACAUCAAAUGUUUUUGUGAUGAAUAAGCCAUCUGAUUCGAUGAAAGAUGGAGUUGAAUUACUCUUUCUGCCCAUAAUUUCAUUUAAAGUACUCCAAAGUUUUUAUCCCAUCAUUCUUUAUAUCAUUGAUCUUGCCUUCAUAAUAUAAAUGCAACAUGCAACAAUUUCAAAGAUUUUACUGAGAUACAAUUCAUAUAAGGAAAUCAGUCAAUUGAAAUAAAUUCAUUCGGCUCUAAUCUAUGGAUUUCACAGACUGGGAAAACAGAUAUGCAUCUGUUGGUCACAUAUACCUUUAAAAAAGGUAGGUGCGUGGAUCAGAAAACCAGUCAGUAUCUGGUGUGACCACCAUUUGCCUCAUGCAGCGCAACACAUCUCUUUCACAUAGAGUUAAUCAGGCUUUUGAUUGUGGCCUGUGGAAUGUUGUCCCACUCCUCUUCAAUGGCUGUGCGAAGUUGCUGGAUAUAAUAAUAAUAAUAUAAUAUGCCCUUUAGCAGACGCUUUUAUCCAAAGCGACUUACAGUCAUGUGUGCAUACAUUUUUGUGUAUGGGUGGUCCCGGGGAUCGAACCCACUACCUUGGCGUUACAAGCGCCGUGCUCUACCAGCUGAGCUACAGAGGACCACAUGGGCUGGAACUGGAACAUGCUGUUGUACUCGUUGAUCCAGAACAUCACAAACAUGCUCAUUGGGUGACAUGUCUGGUGAGUAUUUAGGCCAUUGAUAACUGGGACAUUUUCAGCUUCCAGGAAUUGUGUACAGAUCCUUGCGACAUGGGGCCGUGCAUUAUCAUGCUGAAACUUGAGGUGAUGGCAGCGGAUGAAUGGCACGACAAUGGGCCUCAGGAUCUCGUCACAGUAUCCCUGUGCAUUAAAAUUGCCAUAGAUAAAAUGCAAUUGUGUUCAUUGUCCGUAGCUUAUACCUGCCCAUACCAUAACCCCACCACCACCAUGGGGCACUCUGUUCACAACGUUGACAUCAGCAAACCACUCGCCCACAUGAUGUCAUACACUUGGUCUGUGGUUGUGAGACCGGUUGGACGUACCUCCAAAUUCCCUAAAACGACGUUGGAGAUGGCUUAUGGUAGAGAAAUUAACAUUAAAUUAUCUGGCAACAGCUCUGGUGGACAUUCCUGCAGUCAGCAUGCCAAUUGCACGCUCCCUCAAAAACUUGAGACAUCUGUGGCAUUGUGUUGUGUGACAAAACUACACAUUUCAGAGUUGACUUUUAUUGUCCCAGCACAAGGUGUACCUGUGUAAUGAUCAUGCUGUUUAAUCAGCUUCUUGAUAUGCCACGCCUGUCAGGUGGAUGGAUUAUCUUGGCAAAGGAGAAAUGCUCACUAACAGGGAUGUAAACAAAUUUGUGCUCAAAAUUUGAGAGAAGUAAGCUUUUUGUGCAUAUGGAACAUUUCUGGGAUCUUUUAUUUCAGCUGACUUUACAUGUUGCGUUUACAUUUUUGUUCAGUGUACUUUUUUCUUUCUUUGUAAUGCAACUGUAUGGGACGUAGGUGCACACCUACUUGUGUAAUAUCCCAAAUAAACUAAUAAACCAAUAGACAAACCAACCAUGUCUUUCCUCUCUGUUCCCAGUUCAAUGAUGAGAAGAAGCUGAUGGGUUUCCAUCAGAACCUGGAGGAUGUGACUGAGGACCAGCUGAGCCUGGCCUCCAUCCACUACAUGAGAUCCCACUACCAGGAGGCCAUCGACAUCUACAAACGCAUCCUGCUACAGAAUAGGUACUUAUACUGGGUCAUUCUCCCAUGUCCCUUCAUCAAAAUCACUGAUAGGCAAGAGCAUAGUCCCACAAAUCCCUCAUAUGCCAGAUUACAGUGGUCCCACCAGUACCAAUGGGUAGUGUGGAUAGUCUGAAUGAGUCAGUGUCAAUCUUACUGUCAAUUCGUAUAACUAUACACAGUAAACAUACUAUAAACCAUAUAUUUAGGAUGAAGUAUUAUACAGUUGGAUGGACACAUUGCCUUGUGUUGAUACAGAGACAAGAAGAUGGAGGGAGAAGGCUAUAGUUAUUUUGCAGUUGAGAAAGAUGGUGUAUUAUAUUGGACAGUGCAGUCAAAAGGCAAGAGAGAAAGAUGCACAAGGAGUUUGAUAGGUCAACAUGUACUAUUCAAGAAUGCAGUGUGAACUAUGGUACUAGCUAUUGGAUGUUUUACCAUAUUUACCUAUUUUCUCUUUCCUCCAGAGAUUUCCUAGCUCUUAACGUGUACGUAGCGCUGUGCUACUACAAGUUGGACUACUAUGAUGUUUCCCAAGAGGUGCUGGCUGUGUAUCUGCAGAGUAUUCCUGAAUCCACCAUCGCUCUCAACCUCAAGGCCUGCAACCACUUCAGGCUGUACAACGGCAAGGCAGCCGAGGUAAAGCAACUUCGUAUGCGUCAACAGUCAAAACAGACUGGCGUGCAUCUACACGCGUUUGCCUAACAUCCACAGUCGAUGUUUAUGCCUACACUUGUCAUGUACAGCAAUAAUGUGGUUCAAUUUGUUAUUUUAUCUCUCAGGCUGAGUUAAAGAACCUCAUAGACAUCUCCUCCUGCUCCUUUGAGUUUGCUAAGGAGCUUAUCCGGCAUAACCUGGUAAGCUGUUCCACCACCUCUGUUGUGUGACUGUGUUUGCAUGACAGUGACCCCUGUGCUCUAUAACUUUUGACCUCUAUCACCCCAGGUGGUGUUUCGUGGUGGGGAGGGGGCGUUGCAGGUGCUGCCCCCGCUGAUUGAUGUAAUCUCUGAGGCUCGGUUGAACCUGGUCAUCUACUACCUUAGACAAGGUGGGCCUUAGCCUCUGGUGGUUGUCUUUGAAUCCUAAUCCUAACAUAUUUUAUCAUCAAUAACCUUUGAACUAAAGAAUGGUCCUCGUGCACCUGUAUGUUUCAGAUGAUGUUCAAGAGGCUUAUACCCUCAUAAAAGACUUGGAGCCAACCACACCACAGGUAGUAAUAGUUUCACAUUAUCAGGUGUCAUAAGCAGCGGAAGUCUUGUUGUUUAAAGACUAAAGCCUUAAUAGCAUACAUACAGUGUCUUAACAAAAUCCAUUUAUUUCAGGAGUACAUUUUGAAAGGAGUGGUGAAUGCUGCAUUGGGCCAAGAAAUUGGAUCGGUGAGUAAGAACAUGUUUGACAAACUAUCCGAAAACCCCCUAGGACCCACACAGUAUAAAUGUCCGAGUAGAUUAGGAAUGUCUUAUAUUCCUGGUGUAGUAGAUCAUCACUGAUAGGAAAUCUGACUGACUAGCAGUCUCUAUUCCCUCCUCCUCGUCCCUGUCUGUAUCUCUGCUGCAGAGGGAUCACCUGAAAAUCGCUCAACAGUUCUUCCAGCUGGUCGGAGGCUCAGCCAGCGAAUGCGGUAAUGUGAAUGAAUGAAUCUAAAGCGAAUCAACCAAGAAGCUAUGAGUUAGCUUGUGUGUGUGUGUGUGUGUGUGUGUGUUAGUAUGUGUAUUAGCGUGUGUGUUCACAUGUGCGUGUAUGUCUGCGUGUGAGUGAGCAUGUGCAUCUUUGUCUCACUGUCUUUAUCUCUCUCUCCUCUCAGACACGAUACCUGGAAGACAGUGUAUGGCUUCCUGUUUCUUCCUUCUGAGGCAGUUUGAAGACGUUCUCAUCUACCUCAACUCAGUCAAGGUUUGCAUGGCCCAAAACAUGUAGCAUACAGACCAAUAGUACAGUAGAGCACAUAGGCAUGUUUGCACACACAUACUCAAUCACUUUUCCUUUGAGUGCUUGACAUAUUUAUGGAUUGCUGUGUACUUAACAUGUAUGCUUGGGGAAAGGAGGUAAGCAUUAUUUCUCUUUGAUUGUGUGUUUAUUUUUGGUUUGUCUUUAACAGAGUUACUUCUAUACCGAGGAUACGUUCAAUUUCAACUAUGCCCAGGCCAAAGCUGCCUUGGGCAACUACAAAGAAGCAGAGGAGGUACAUACUGUCAACCUGGAAAAAUGCACUACUGCUUGCAUGGAGUAGUGUAUUGAAUCAGUUAAAAGUUCAUGUUGUAACAUUCUUUUAUAUUGGACUCAGAUAUUUCUGCUGAUCCAGGGUGAGAAGAUUAAGACUGACUAUGUAUACCUGAGCUGGCUGACUCGCUGCUGUAUGUAUCCAGUCCUGAAAUACAUUAUCCAUUUGUCAUCAAUACAUUUUCAAUACCUUUACAUCAAUACGAUAUCUACAUACAUGAUCUAAGAAACUAAAUAUAUUACUAAUUAAUUAUAAGAAAUAUAUUAUCUAAAUAGUGUUGUCUCUCCUCUCGCUCAGACAUCAUGAACCAGAAAGGCCAGCUAGCCUGGGAGCUGUAUCUGAAGAUGGGGGCUUCGCCAGACUCCUUCAGCCUCUUACAACUCAUUGCCAACGACUGCUAUAAGGUGAGGCUCACUACUACUCUCUCUACUAGCUUAGUUUCCAGGCUAACCACAAGUCAGCAAUGGCUUAAUCUUGCGCACCAGACUUCCUCCCCAAUAGACUGGGGACGAGAUUAGCAAAGGCCAAGCUUUCUCAAUAUUCAAUGCAAUUAAAUGCCGCUCUGUCUGUCUGUGCUUUCAGAUGGGUCAGUUCUACUCGGCAGCCAAAGCAUUCGAUACUCUGGAGAAACUGGAUCCCGACUCCAACUACUGGGAGGGCAAGAGAGGGGCCUGUGUCGGAAUCUUCCAGCUCAUACUGGCAGGCAGAGAGCCAAAGUAAGUAUUGGCUAAGUUUCUUAGUCUUUAGUCCAAUGUUGAUCCCAACACUUGUCUGUGUUAAUGAUUGUCCGCUACACAGAGUCACCAACACAUAAAAUAUGAAAAUCAUGUCCUCCACAGAGAUGUUUUGGUACAUAAUUUUUGUGCCUUGAGUAAUUUACAUUGCACGGUAAAGUGUGACAUUUGUGAUUCAAGCACUUUCAUUUGAACUUUAUUGACAACCAUUAUGCUAUGUUUAUGUUAUUAAAACAUUGCCAUUGUAGAAUAUGACCUGUUGCUAAGUUCCCAUCACUAAUAACCAUUGUCUGUGGUUGCACAGGGAAACCCUGAAGGAGGUGCUGCCCCUGUUGAGGAGCACACAGAACCCCCAGGUGGAGUACAUUAUCAGAGCUCUAAGGAAAUGGGCCAAAGACAACAGGGUUCCUCUGACAUAACAAUGUCAUAACAUGCUUAUAACACACGUAAUACACUUACUACAUGUUGUUAUUACAUUAUAUAUGUAGUUUACAUGUGCAUUUCUUAUCAGACACUUUUACUAGUGAAAAUCUAUAAAAUAACCUGUUCUCAUGAGUCAUGCACAAUGUGUAUUGACGCGCUUUAUUGUACAUUUGUCACAGUAUUUAUAUCAUGUACUAAAUGUGUUUUAUUUGCAAUAUAUAUAAUUCUGUACAAUCUUGCCAAUCAAUUGUAUUGAAAUGUGUAUUUUGUAUUACUCAAAUGAUGCUGAUACAAGUAUUAAACAGUAUUCUCUUUAUUAA
This is a messenger RNA of Coregonus sp. 'balchen', 11509 nucleotides long. NCBI's taxonomy places the organism in Eukaryota, Metazoa, Chordata, Actinopteri, Salmoniformes, Salmonidae. The record is from the annotation of a GenBank genome assembly.